Molecule: messenger RNA, 1969 nt
Organism: Onychostruthus taczanowskii (white-rumped snowfinch)
Lineage: Eukaryota; Metazoa; Chordata; Aves; Passeriformes; Passeridae
Gene: PML
Product: PML nuclear body scaffold
Exons: 7
Coding region: 121-1644 (507 amino acids)
Biological process (GO): positive regulation of DNA-templated transcription; PML body organization; intrinsic apoptotic signaling pathway in response to DNA damage
Cellular component (GO): PML body; nucleoplasm; chromatin
Molecular function (GO): ubiquitin-protein transferase activity; zinc ion binding
Source: RefSeq, a predicted model, not a curated record
UCGGCGAGGUGGCGUUGUCGCCAGCGCGGGGAUGGGGACAGGAAAGAGGAGCGGCGGCGCUUCCUGGUGGCUUUGUCAUGUGACGGCGCCGGAGCGGAUCCCAUCCCGAAUCCCGGCCCGAUGGAGACGCAACCGGAGCCAGAACCGGAACCGGAGCUUCCCCCAGAGCCGGGCCCCGCCGCUCCCGCCUCCCCUCCGUCCCAUCCCGCGGAGGGCGAGGAUGAGGCUGAAGAGGAAGACGAAGAUUUCCAGUUCCUGCGGUGCGAUGGCUGCGGGCAGGACUCGGCGCAGCCGCGGCUGCUGCGCUGCCUGCACACGCUGUGCCCGGCCUGCCUGAGCGACACCAAGCAGUGCCCGCGCUGCCAGGCGGCCACGGGCGCGCCCGCCGUGGACAACCUGCUCUUCUGCAACCUGCGGAGCCGCCUGCAGCUCUGGCGGCAGAUCCGCAGCUCGGGCGGGCCCGGCUGCAGCCGCUGCCGCGCCGAGGCGGCGCUGGUGUGGUGCUCGGACUGCGAGGAGUUCUUCUGCGGGCGCUGCCUGGAGGAGCACCAGUGGUGGCACAAGAAGAAGGCGCACCGGGUGUGCAGGGUGGAGGAGCUGCGGGCGGGCUCGGCGCGGCAGUUCCUGGAGGACACGCGCGGCUCCUGCAGCCUCUUCUGCUCCAGCGCCAGCCACCCCGAGGAGAGCCGCGUGUGCAGCAUCUACUGCCCUCGCUGCGAGCGGGCUCUGUGCUGUCCCUGCGCGCUGCUGGACACUCGCCACGCUCCGUUCCGGGACCUCCGCGCCGAGAGCCGCCGGCGCCAGGACGAGCUGCGCUCUCUGCGCCGGGACCUGCAGCGGCUCCGCCGCUCCUUCGAGGCGGCGCUGGCGCGGCUGCGGGGCGAGGCGGCGCGGUGGGAGGAGCAGCGGGAGCGGCUGCGGGAGCGCGUCCGCGCCAGCGCCGAGCGGCUGCAGGAGCUGGUGCGCAGCGAGGCGGAGGAGCUGCAGGCGCUGCUGGAGGCGCGGCCCGAGCGCGGCCGGAGCGCGCUGGCGGAGGAGCUGCGCGGAGCCGAGGGCACGCUGCUGCGGCUGGAGGCGGCCGAGAGGCUGGUGGAGAGGCUGGGGCGCUACGGCGGCGAGCAGGAGCUGAUGGACAUGCAGCCCUUCGUCAAGGGAGCGCUGAUGGAGCUGCGGCGGCUGCGGCCGCCCGAGCCCCCCAAGCUCCGCGAGCCCCCCGACUUCGCCGAGUGCCGGGCGCGGCUGCGGGCGCUGGUGGAGCGAGUCACGGGGCGGCCAGAUGUCUCCGAGGUCGAGGUGGCCCUGGAGAACAACCUGGAAGAGGAUCCAAUCCAUCCCAAACCCCACAGCAUCUCCCCCAGCGUCGAGGAGAUCCACGUGGAGCAGAAGAAGCGGCCGCUGCCCAGCGUGGAGAGGGGCAGCCAGAUGUCUCCCAAAAUCCUGAAGCUGGAAUGUGACCACAAGCCGGGUCCCAGCCAUCCCAAAUUCCAGUGGGAAUUCCGGACGGAGCCCGGCCCCUCCACGUCACAGCACAACUGCGUCCGUGUCGGUGACACAGAGGGCAGCAGCAUCAUCAUCUGCAGCUCGGACGACAGCGACGAGGACACCGUGCUGGUGACGGUGACACCGGAGCCGCCUCCCUGCUGACGUCCCAUGGGAUCCUCUGGCCUCAUCCCGCAAUUCCCAGCCUCCCAUUCCAAGAUUUCCUCUGGGCUUUCCUCUUCUUGGACAAUCCCAGAUUUAUUCCUGGACUGAGCUCUGGUGUUCCUGAGUGGCCCCAAAUCCCACCUGGAUCUGCUGCAUCUCCGCUUCGAGGCUUUGAGAUUUCCUGGGAAUGUUCUUCUCCUCUUCAAUCCCAUCUGGGUCGAUCCCAAAAUAAAAUUUGGGAUGGGAGUUGGGAUCCCUGACAGCAGAUCCCCUUCCCGAGCCCCCCAAAGGUGGGGAGAUGAUCCCAAGGGUGGGAUCCCCUCUG